Molecule: messenger RNA, 381 nt
Organism: Cyclocybe aegerita
Lineage: Eukaryota; Fungi; Basidiomycota; Agaricomycetes; Agaricales; Hemipholiotaceae
Source: the annotation of a GenBank genome assembly
AUGGACGGUGCCCGUUCCCUGGUGGCCGGUUUCUCUGGCUCCGAGUCUCUAGUUCAUAGCAGAGACAAAGCACUGAGCUCGCCGUCUUUACUUUCUGCCCUUGCGACGACGUCCGCACCUCACAUUAGUCUCUUCUCAUGCUUUCGCCCUCAACAAUGCCUCACUGGCACCAUUUACCCCCUGGACAAAGCAUCUUGCUCGAAUCAACGUUACGAACUAUCUCCGCUGGUGCUGGUCCACCAUCUCGCUCUCUUCCACCUCUUCGACUAUAACCCUAACCCUAACCCUCGCCACCUGCGGUCUCCCACCUCUUUGACGAUCACCGGUCACCGCUGUUCAUCGACAUCGCUAGAGCCUAAUCGUCGAUCGGGGGUAAAGUGA